AUGCUUUUCGCAGUGUAUAGACAGGCCCUCCUACGCUCCCCUCUAGGGAGGGCCUCGUCGGGUUGGGCCUCAGGGGGCCCCCCUACACUUUCUGCAGCAACUGCAGCAGCAGCAGCAACUGCAGCAGCAGCAACUGCAGCAAAUGCAGCAGCAAGACAAGCAGCAGCAACAAGCGCACCAAGAGCAAAUGCAGCAACAGCAGCAAAUGUACCAGCACAAGCAGCAAGAAGAAGAGCAGCAACACCAGCAUUAACAGCAGCAACGUCAGCAGCAGCAACAGCAAGUGCAGCAGCAGCAGCAGCAGCAGCAGAACAAUGGGUCGUCGUGUAG
Molecule: messenger RNA, 330 nt
Organism: Eimeria maxima
Lineage: Eukaryota; Apicomplexa; Conoidasida; Eucoccidiorida; Eimeriidae
Exons: 2
Coding region: 1-330 (109 amino acids)
Source: RefSeq, a predicted model, not a curated record